AUGAAACAAUUGGAGCAGCAGUAUUGCUACUCAGACCCUCUCCCAGUUGAUAUACUCAUCGAUAUAUUCUCUCGAGUCCCGGGAGAAUCUAUAGCUAGGUUUCGUCGCGUAUCCAAGUAUUGGGAAUACAUACUCCGUCGUCCUGAUUUCACAGAGUUGUUUCUGACCAAGUCUUCCACUCGCCCAAGACUCUUUUUCUCCUCAGAAGAAGAUGGCGAACUAUUAUUCUACUCUUCGGCUCAGCCGACCAUUCAAGAUGACAAGUCUACUCUAGUAGCCACACGUUAUAAUCAUACGUCAUUCCCCAACUACUUUCCAUCUAAUCAUGUUACCCCGGUCUGUGGAUUGGCCCUUCUUCAUGAAAUCCCUAAAAGAAAGGGGGUGGUGGUGAUUUGUAACCCUAUCACGCGAGAGUUCCUAACCUUACCAAACCUGCGUCUGAAAAACCCCAACAAGGUUGCAGGGUUCUAUCUUGGAUAUGAUCCGAUCAGCAAACAGUUCAAAGUGUUGUGUAUGACCUCGUCACCUUGUGAAAGACCCAAUACUCAUCGUGUCUUGACACUGGAGUCUGGAAAACGUUUGUGGAGAAGGAUCGAAUGCAAAUUCCAUUUUCCACAGACUAGGAGAUUAAUAGGUGAUUAA
Messenger RNA from Microthlaspi erraticum, 642 nucleotides. The record is from the annotation of a GenBank genome assembly. NCBI's taxonomy places the organism in Eukaryota, Viridiplantae, Streptophyta, Magnoliopsida, Brassicales, Brassicaceae.